Molecule: messenger RNA, 2557 nt
Organism: Haplochromis burtoni (Burton's mouthbrooder)
Lineage: Eukaryota; Metazoa; Chordata; Actinopteri; Cichliformes; Cichlidae
Product: very long-chain acyl-CoA synthetase
Molecular function (GO): long-chain fatty acid transmembrane transporter activity; long-chain fatty acid-CoA ligase activity
Source: RefSeq, a predicted model, not a curated record
AAAAAGUUAAGAAAGAGACUCACAAAUCACAGCAGGCAAAGUGGGGUGUCGUCCCAUUUUAACCCCUCGAACUCUCAAACUCGUUCAAAGUUCAGGAGGCGUAAACGGAAAUGAUCCAAGGGCUGGAGUCCGUUGAAAGGUGAUGUAUGAAUCCAGCGGCAGGUCUGACAUAUUCGUCUUUUUUAAAAAACAAAAAUGAUUGCAUAUAUUUUGUGCACCGCGUUGGCAGUCUUGCCCUUACUGAUUUACUUCCGGAAUCCUUAUUUUUUGAAAGAUUUAACAUACACAUUUAUUUCCAUUUAUGUCGGUAUACGCAUGAGUAGAAUCAAGAAAAAGUUUUACAGUAUUUUAGAUCGUUUUCUAGACAAAGUGGCGGAGCAUCCGCAUAAGAAGUUCAUAGUUUACGAGGAAAGCUCCUACACGUACAGCCAAGCCGACAGAGAAAGCAACAAAGUGGCCAGGGCUCUGUUAACGCAUGCCCACCUCAAGCAGGGGGACACGGUAGCCCUCUUCUUGGGCAACGAGCCGUGGUUUGUAUGGAUGUGGCUCGCACUGUCCAAGCUGGGAUGCACAGCGUCCUUCCUCAACGUCAACAUAAGAUCCAAAUCCCUGCUGCACUGUUUCUCCUGCUGUGAAGCCAAAGUCCUGAUCGCUGGCGCUGACCUUCAAGGAGCAAUAGAGGAGGUGCUGCCCACUUUGAAGCAGCAGGGUAUCCUUGUGUUUAUCCUCCGUGAGCACUGUCAUGUGGACGGCAUCGAAAGCCUCUCUGACAAAAUUCAGAUGGAGUCAGACGAGCCCCUGUCCCGUCAGCUCAGGGCCAGCAUUAACAUCAAGAGUCCUGCGGUGUACAUCUACACAUCAGGAACCACAGGGCUUCCAAAAGCAGCUGUGAUUAACCAUGAGAGGGUAUGGAUGCCAGCUUUUGCCCUGACCUUUGCUGGUGUGCGCUCAGACGAUAUUGUCUACAUAUAUCUGCCUCUGUACCACACUGCUGGCUUUCUUAUGGGACUUUGUGGAGCUAUAGAAAAAGGCACCACUGUUGUUUUGAGAAGCAAGUUCUCUGCCUCCAACUUUUGGAAUGACUGUAGAAAGUACAAUGUGACUGUCAUCCAGUACAUAGGCGAGGUCAUGCGCUACCUCUGCAACACACCGAAGAGAGACAAUGACAAGGAUCAUAAGGUCCGACUGGCUGUAGGGAACGGAAUAAGGGAAGACACCUGGGUUGAGUUCCUGGAGCGAUUUGGGAACAUUUGUAUCCGUGAAUGCUACGGAGCAACUGAAGGGAAUGUUGGCUUUAUCAACUAUGGUGGGAAAGUUGGAGCUGUUGGCAGAGAACAUUUUCUCUACAAAAUGGCAUGCAAAUAUGCCCUCAUAAGGUUUGACACAGAAAAAGAGGAGCCAGUCAGAGACUCCAGAGGAUUUUGUGUUGAAGUCCCAAGAGGAGAAACUGGUCUGCUUGUGGCAAAGAUUGGAAAAAGAACACCCUUCAGUGGCUAUGCCAAGGGCAAGCAGCAGACAGACAAAAAGAAGCUAAGAGAUGUGUUCGAGAAGGGCGACAUGUACUUUAACAGUGGCGACCUUCUAAAGAUUGACGACGAGGGAUUCAUCUUCUUUCAAGACCGCAUUGGAGACACUUUCAGCAGUUGACUUUGUUGAAGAGGCUAAUGUCUAUGGUGUGAAGGUGCCAGGACACGAGGGAAGAAUUGGAAUGGCAGCGCUGAAACUGAAAGAAAAUAUGGACUUUGAUGGCAAAGCUUUAUAUCAGCAUGUCAAAAACUACUUGCCCAGCUACGCAAGACCACGCUUCGUUCGCAUACAGGAUGCAUUGGUAGUGACGAGCACCUUUAAGCAGAUGAAGGUGAAGCUGGCAGAGGAAGGUUUUAACCCUGCUCUCAUCAAGGAUCCUCUGUUUUACCUGGAAGACAAUAAGGGCUACAUACCCAUGACUCAGGAGUUAUUCAACUGCAUUGCAGAAGGAAGACUCAGGCUUUAAACAAGUUCAGCGCUGAUUUUUUUAUUGUCAGUCUCAAAAACAUUAGUGUUGAUUUAUGACAAACAACAUUUACAUUGUGGAUAUACAAACAUAUAAUGGCAUGCAUUUCAUUUUUUUAUAUUUCAACUGUUUAGUCUGAAAUACUUUUUUUUUUAAAUGAUUUUUAUAUGAGUAAAUCCCAUAUCGCUGACACUGUUAUUUGGUGACUGUGUUGGUUGACUGUGUGCUGAAGUAAACUGCUUAUCAAUCAAUAGGUGAAUUAUUGUGUGGAUGUGAGGUACACUUUGUGCUGGUUUUGGGCUCGUCAGAGGAGUUUAGGAGCAGUGGAAGUUUCCAGUGGUGUAGGAGGGGGGGCUGUGUUUGUUACAGCAGAGGAAGACAUACAGUUCACUCUUCUGCAGGUGGAGGGUAAGUGCUUUUGAGCUGCUGGAGAAACCUUCAGAGGGCAGCAGAGCUGGUGCCGACCACACUGCACCCACUGGUUACAGAAGCUGGGAAUGUAUGAAAGUAUUGUUGCAAAAUAUGAGAAGUUGUAGAAUAAAAAGGAACAAUUUGUAGAAAAAA